UGAAAUUAUCAUAACAGCAAGCGUUUCCGGAUUGUGAGUCCGUCCGUGUGGACGUGCAAGAUGAUUUUAUAAUCAGACACAGUAAAGGAAUUUAGUAAACAUGGAUUUGAGUAUGAAGUCAUACGGUGACCCAGAGGAUGUGGGUGUUUAUCCAUCAACUGGGCAUAGCACUGAAGAACAUGACUGUGAUUUAGUGGAGGUGGACAGAGGGUUUGAUCUACACCCAUCAGACCCUUCAUUUGAACUGGAUGACCAGGCAAGGAAACAGUGUUAUGACAAAGCAAGACCCUAUCAGUGCUCUCAAUGUGGAAAGACUUUCUCUCGCAUACAGCAUCUGUCCGAACACGUACGGAUUCACACAGGCGAGAGACCUUUCGAAUGCUUGGAGUGUGGAAAGACGUUCACCCGGGAGAGAGACCUCAAGACUCAUCAGAUUGUCCAUACAGAUUCAAAGGCUUUCCACUGCACGAUCUGUGUUAAAAACUUCGCUCUCUUGUCUUCCUUGAGAAGACACGUGCGUGCAUUUCAUCAAGGUCAAGAUGUCAACACGGAGGGAAAAUGCUUAAUCUGCGUUGAAUGUGGGAAAAAUUUUACAUGUCAAUUGGAGGAACACGAGUUGACUCACACAGGAGAGAUUUCCCAUCGCUGCCCGGACUGUGUCAACAACUAUGCUCAUCUGUCCACACCUCAGUGUCCUGACCCGACCUUUACUGAAUCAGAUGACUUGAACCAUUUGGAUGCUCUUCAUGUUGAAAAGCCUUGCAGUUCUGUGGAAGAUCCACAGAAACAAAUGGACAUGGACUCAAAUAGAGACGAUACCGAGUCACCUUCUCCUAAACUUGUAGACAAUAUUCCCAGUGAUGAACCGACUUGUGAAAACAAUGCACAGAGUCAAGAAGAACUGACCGAGAGAUCUCCAUCUGUGUCCCAGGAUUCAGCACUCUCUGUUGAAAAAGGCAUAGAAACAACGACACCUCUUCAUGAGGAAGAUCUUACGGCUCACCGGCCGGUUCACGAUGAAGAAAAGCCACACCAGUGCAUUCACUGCGGAAAGAGAUUUUACAAACAAGCAAAGCUUCGAAUCCACCUGCGCGUUCACACUGGAGAGAAACCUUAUCAUUGCUCCCAGUGUGGAAAGCAUUUCAGUCAAGCGGUGAACCUUAAGAAACAUCAUCGUACCCAUCAUACGGAGGAGAGACCGUACCGUUGCACACACUGCGAGAGGACGUUUUCUGUCUCGUUCUCUCUUAUAAAGCAUCAGCGAGUCGCUCAUCCAGAACGUUUGAGCGUUGCCGAACGCAACCGCUUUACCUGUCCUUACUGCGGGAAAAUAUUCGGACGACAUCAAGACAUGGAGCAGCACAAGCGGAUUCACACCGGAGAGAGACCGUUUCGGUGCAACGUCUGCAAUAAAAGCUUCAGGCAACGUUCGGUUUUGAUCGUGCAUAGAAAAAUUCACACCGGAGAGAAGCCUUUCGAAUGCUUCGUGUGCUUCAGACGAUUUUACGGUUCGGGAGAUCUGAAAACGCACAUGGGAACUCAUACCGGGGUGAGACCGCACAGUUGUCCCCUGUGCUCCAAAAGCUUCCCUCGUCCGAGUAGCUUGCAAGCGCACAUGCAGUCUCAUCUGAACAAGGAAGGUGAUGAUGUAAGCGGAGCUGAUGCGUUUAAUAUGGAGGGUGAACUGGAUGAUGUGGAAGGAGUCUGCGGUGGAUCAAACCCAUCAGAGAUGCUUUCGGAAAACCCUGGAGCUUCUGAAGACAAAAUAAGCACAGAAGAAACCUCCAGCGAUCUGGAAAAGUCUCAGACCCACACUUUGGAGACUGACAGCGCAUUGAAUCUCAGUGGUGAUGUCCACGAUGCCCACCAGAGUUCAAGUUCAUCCACGAGAGGUCUUUACAAGCCAUACCGUUGUGCCAUCUGCGACAAAACCUUCGCUCUUUUAAUAUCUCUGAAAAAACAUCAACUCAUAUUUCAUCCAGAUGAGCAUGCUGACACCGAGGGGAAGGUUUACCCCUGCUCUUACUGCGGGAGGAAGUUCGGUCGCCGUCAGGGUUUGCUACAGCACGAGCGAAUUCACACAGGUGAAAGGCCGUACAACUGCCCCACCUGCAACAAAAGCUUUCGCCAGCGAUCGGCCCUGGUCGUGCACAUCAGGACUCAUACGGGAGAGAAGUCUUUCCUGUGCUUUGUGUGCAAUAAAAGCUUUUAUACCCCUGGAGACCUGAAAAAGCAUCUGGAAAUUCACACCGGAGUGCGACCGCACAACUGCCCAAUAUGCUUUAAGGGUUUCGGGCGCCCCAGUUUCUUACGAGCUCACAUGCGAGUCCAUGAAAGCUUCACGAAGAAAGACGGCGACGGAUCAACAGACGGUCCAAACCCAGACUAUCCAGACAAACCGUUCGAAUGCUCUCACUGUGGAAAGAGAUUCAGUCAGCACUGCAUGUUAAAAAUUCACCAGCGCAUCCACACGGGAGAGAGACCUUACAAGUGCUCUCAGUGUGGACUGAGCUUUCGCUGGAGGAGAAACCUGUUAGCCCAUCAGAGUAGCCACCCGGGCGGUAACCCCAUCCAGUGUUCGAUGUGCGACGAUACGUUCACCUCCGAGACAAAUCUGAAAAACCAUCAAGAUGCCUUUCAUACUGGGCUCGCUCAUACUUGCGGUCUAUGUUUGAAGACGUUCACUCAAGCGUCAGGACUCCGCAAACACGUGCGCUACGUUCACGAAGGAGAAAGGCCUCACAAGUGCCCCGAGUGCGACAGAGGAUUCGUCAAAGUCGCCGAUCUCGCACGUCAUCAGCGCCGCCAUCACUACGCCAAGGGCAACGAACUCUUUCAAUGCUCACAGUGCGAACGAAGCUUCAGUCAGCCCAGCAGUCUGGUGCUCCAUCGCAGGACUCACACGGAGGAAAAGCACGAGUGCCCCAUAUGUAGUAAGAUCUUCAGUCAGGGCGGACACCUCAAGGUGCACCUGCGUACUCAUACCAAAGACAACAAACCCAAGUAUGAGUGCCCCGAAUGCGGCAAGACCUUUGGCCAAGCCAAAGAUCUGGCGGUUCACCAGAGAGUUCACACUGGAGAGAAACCGUAUCAGUGCCCACAAUGCAAGAAGAGUUAUCGGCAGUUCGCUCAUCUGUCCGUGCAUCUGCGGAGUCACACGGGAGAAAAGCCUUACCAGUGCCCGUUAUGUCUUAAAUUUUUCGCGCAUUCGUCGUCCAUGAAAAAACACCUGCGUGUAAUGCAUGGAGAGGAUAAAGAUUCACCCAUAAUGAAGAAAAUUGUGAAGAUCACUGUUGGCGUAGGCCCGUCUAGCAAAGCUGUAGAAGUAAAACAAGAACCAGACUCUGAUGACGAAUAUGGUGAAUGAGAUUAUCCACCGGCAUCUUCUUCAAAUUUUCAGCUUAUACCAAGAAUCACGUUUAAAGAGGAAUGCCAUCAUAUUUUCAUCUAUCUAAUAUAUGCUGUUAUAUUUCUGGGUGUGACAGUAAUAGCUUGUUCUACUCAAUGGACGUUUUACACAUCUAUACUAAAGUACUCGUAAACACGAUGGAUGUCCUGCGGUUUUGAUUUGGUUUUGCUGCUGCAUAGAGACAAUGAAAGAACUGAAUGUAAUAUACACGGCAUGAUCAAACACUUCAUUCCAAUAAUAAACAUCGUGCAAAACACAUCAUGUUAAUCACACAGAAAAUGCACUGUGUACUUGUUUAAUGUCAGUUGUUUUUCUUGUUGUGCUAUAGCAUAGAUGAUAUAUAAUCAUUCACUUUUGGAGCCUCAGAUAUUUAUUCAGCGAUUAUCUGUAACCAUCGAGUUGUAGCUUAAAAGUAAUUUUUCUGGUUAUGUCCACUUCAACGUUUAUAAAUCACACGGUUGUCGAUUGUUACAGAAAAUGAUUUUAACUCAACUCUCUGUUUGUUAAUGGAAAACAUUUAUACAGGCUAGUAGCAAAUAUGGAAUAAUGAAUUUUGCUGUAACCAAAAUAGUAAAAGGUGUACUUAUAAUGUAUAACAAACUAAUAAGUGUGUGUAUUUAAUUUUUUGGUAUUCACAUUUCAUUAAUUUCCAUGUUAUGAAUUUCACAAACUGCCUAAUAAAAGUGUCUGUAGAUUUAUG
Molecule: messenger RNA, 4109 nt
Organism: Paramisgurnus dabryanus
Lineage: Eukaryota; Metazoa; Chordata; Actinopteri; Cypriniformes; Cobitidae
Gene: znf271
Product: zinc finger protein 271
Biological process (GO): regulation of transcription by RNA polymerase II
Cellular component (GO): nucleus
Molecular function (GO): DNA-binding transcription activator activity, RNA polymerase II-specific; RNA polymerase II cis-regulatory region sequence-specific DNA binding
Source: RefSeq, a predicted model, not a curated record